Messenger RNA from Carassius carassius (crucian carp), 3619 nucleotides. RefSeq names its product sprouty related EVH1 domain containing 2a (gene spred2a). Gene Ontology annotation, molecular function: protein kinase binding. The record is from RefSeq and is a predicted model, not a curated record. Gene Ontology annotation, cellular component: membrane. Gene Ontology annotation, biological process: negative regulation of MAPK cascade; multicellular organism development. NCBI's taxonomy places the organism in Eukaryota, Metazoa, Chordata, Actinopteri, Cypriniformes, Cyprinidae. The coding region runs from base 368 to 1654 and encodes 428 amino acids. The transcript is spliced from 6 exons.
GGCUCUCGCCUGCUGCUGACUACACAAUCCAACAUGGAGUAAUGAGAGAUGGGGCUCCUCUUCGAGACCAGCGCGCAGUCUUCAGACACGGCGGGCGACGCGAGGCGAAAAAUCGUCGAUGUAGCCACCGGGAUGUUGCAUAACGCGAGGAUUAACCAGAUGCAUUGCAAACCGUGACGGGUAAAGUGCAGUGCGCGGAGAAAGAACGAAAAUAAGGAACGCCGCGAGACGGAUUUGGGGGAAACUCGUUGAUUCACUGGACUUUUAAAAAAAAAAGGCGAGGUGGAAAAUCGAGACGACAUGAAGCCCGAACACUGCGUGCCCGCGGUGGGAUAUUAUUUCUAUUGUAGGUGAAACGUGGGGAAACAUGACUGAGGAAUCGCACCCAGACGAUGACAGUUACAUAGUGCGAGUGAAAGCUGUGGUGAUGACAAGGGAUGAGUCUAGCGGGGGUUGGCUGGCUCAGGAGGGCAGUGGUCUCAGUCGAGUGGGUGUCUGUAAGGUGGUCCCAGCUGACCUGGAGCUCCUGGGACGGAGCGGCUUUCUCAUCUUUGGAGAGCGGCUCAAAGACAAGCAGGUGAUCCUGCAGUGCUUUCUGAAGAAGGAUCUGGUCUACACUAAAGCCACGCCCACUUUCCAUCACUGGCGAGUGGACAACAGGAAGUGUGGCCUGUCGUUCCAGAGCCCCGCUGACGCCCGAGCGUUCGAUCGCGGCGUGAGGAAGGCCAUCGAGGACCUCACAGAGGGCUCCACGACUUCUUCCUCCACGCUACAGAAUGAAGCCGAACUGGGUGAUGAUGAUGUUUUCACGAAUGCCACAGACAGCUCGUCUAACUCUUCUCAGAAGAGAGAGCCGUCCAUGCAGACGCUCCAUGCACCAAUCAGCUUCUCCGAGCCCCACCACUGCAUUCUGGGACAUCUCUACGACCAACACAGACACUCUGACCGCUUCUACCUGGAACAGACGGUGCCCAUGUUCCCGUGUUCCCGUCACGUCAGGUUUCACGAGGAAGAGGAGGAGAUCGUCCGGAUUAACCCGCGUGAGCGCUCUUGGUUGACGGGCUACGAGGACUAUCGGCACGCCACCACAGCGACGCGGGCCAAACCUCUGCGGCCGGACGCCUCGAACGCUUACGUUCACCUCGCUAAGAGCGAACCUCCCAAACACGACUACACUUACUCGUACCCACUCAGUGGGGACGGACACACUCCCCGCGACGGCAAGACGGGCAUCGGUGGCGGCGUGGUCACCGGUCAGCCGAGGGCGCUCACUGCCAAAUGGCUGCCACGGCGCGUGGAGGACAGCAGAGAGCGCUUACGUUGUGUGUACUGUCAAAACAUGUUCAGUCCGGCCGAAAACGGACGCGGGCGCUGCCAGGAAGCUCCGGACCCCGUGCAGACGUGCAUUCGCCGCGUGAGCUUCAUGUGGUGCGCGGACAGCCUGCUCUAUCAUUGCAUGUCGGACCCCGAGGGCGACUAUUCGGACCCGUGCUCCUGCGACGCCAGCGAAGAGCGCUUCUGCCUGCGCUGGCUAGCUCUCCUGGGACUGUCGCUGCUCGCGCCCUGCAUGUGCUGCUACGCACCGCUGCGAGCGUGUUACCACUGCGGCGUCGCGUGCCACUGCUGCGGCGGCAAGCACAAGGCCUCGGGGUGAGCGGAGAAAAUGUGAGCACAUCUGCAGCUGGGAAAAACCACAGAUGAAAAGUGGAAGAACGAACUAAUGGCUGCAUUUGUGUUUUACAUUUUGUUUUGUUUUUUUCCCUUCCCGCUGAGUUUCGGAGGGUCUGUCCAUUUUUGUUUCAUUUUCUCAAUUUUAUUGUACUGGACAGCUGUCCUGGUUUGUAUUUUUAUUUGUUUUUAAAAGAGUAACCCUCAGCUUCCAUUUAAAAGACUACACACUAUAAAUAUUCAUUUAUAUAUAAAAUAUAUAUAUAAAAAUAUGUAGAUAUAAAUAUAUAAAUCCAGGUACUUUAUAUUUUUAUGCUCAUGUGCUUUGAAGGUUUGCGUUGUAAUCUUCCUUCCGUCUCGUCUGUGUUUUAAUACGUGCGUUUGAUUUGAUUUUUAGCCUUUCGUUAUGUCUCUCCAGUCAGAGGCGUCUCUUCUACUGUGAUCCACUCCGUCUAGAUAAGACAAACACAGAGGAAUCCAAAAUAGCUGACAUGUAGGAUGCUAGAUCUUGUGUGUGUGUGUGUGUGUGUGUGUGUGAGGUCAAACGGAUGUGGGAAAUUACAUUUGCCAAAUUGCCAAUAUUAAUUUGCUGUGUGGAAGAUGGGAAACACAUUGCUGCCCAAAUGUAAAGUAUGUGUGUUGGUGAAUCUAAUGUGCAGGUUAUAUUUUACCCCAGAAUCAAAAGAAAACAGGCUUUAUUUUGCCUAUAUUAGGAGCUUUUAGCAUUGUGGCAUUAUUUUUAUGACCGUUAUUUCCAAUAUGAAGUGUCUGAGUCAGAGUUGUGAGAUAUAAACUCAAGUUUUGAGAAAAAGUCAAUAUUUUUGUUUAUAUCAAAUAUUUUUACAUUUAUAUCUCUAUGUCAGAAUUAUGUGUUCAUAUCCCUAGAUUGCAAGAAAAGAAGUCAGAAUUGCAAGAUACAAACUCGCAAUUCUGAGAAAAAAAGUAACAAUUGUGAGUUUAUAUUUCACAAUUUUGACUUUAUAACUCACAAUUGCAAGUUUACAUAUAAAAAGUCUCAAUACCUUUUUUCCAUACAUUACACUGUAAGAAAACUUUUUUUCCACUCAAACUGCUUGUGAAUUUCACAAAUUGAAUUGAAGUGAUAUUUUAAAGUAACAAGAUCGAAUAGUUUUUCUUAUAGUUACAUAUUCCAAUGAUCAUUUUUUAGAACCUUGAAAAAUCAUUUACAGUGCACCAUAACAACAUUUAAUUUCCAUAAUUCCAUAACUGAUUUUUAUUACAAGAAAAAGAAUAUUACUACUACAAGUAUUACUAUUAUUCAUAAAUACUUGACGAGUAGAGUAAGUUGUUGCACUGCUGUAAGAAAUGAACGUGCUUUAUUACCAAGAAAAUAAUAUCACAAUGCAGAUACCUAAAAAUGGGUUUUAUUUUCAAUAAGCAAAAUUUAGGGGGUGCGAUAUGAGCCGAGCAUUUUCUUAAAGGGUUUUGUGAGAUGUAUGUGCCUGUUAUCAAUGUUUUGAAAUGAAAACCAGCCUCAAAAUUGAUGUACCCCUCCAACAGGAUGAAAACCAGAUGUCUUUUUUUUUCUCUGCCAUUGUCUUAAGCACAACGCAUACUAGUACAACUAACAAACAAGAAAAAACAACCAACUGAACACUGUGUAAGUUGUUGUGAAGUUCUCAAAAAAUAUUCGUUCGUUGGCCUAUCAGCAUCAUCCUUCAAAACAACAUCCAGCCAAUCAGUGGACUGUGACAGCGUUGUAAUGACGACUGCAAUCCUGAUGUUUUAUGUCCUAUUUGUCUGUCUUUCUGGUGUCUAUCCUCGAUCUUUUCCCAAUUUUUCCUGUGAAAAGCUUUUGCAGUAGUACUAUCUGACGCGUGACUAAAGAGGAGCAGUUUUAUUUUUUUAUUGGUGUCCAGGAGAGUGAGUUCUCUGUCUGUCUGAUGCUCCUGAACAAUCUGAGAUUAAAAGAAAGUGCCUGAAUCAGCCA